CGGCAGAGUUCUCGCUCCACGCGAGCGUUACAGACGUCCGGUGGAGGUGUAUUGUCAUUGUGUUUUUUACGUGUUGUGUCAAAAACUGUUUGCUCCCAAACUGUAUUGGAUUUGAAUGCUUGCUCUAUUCAAUGGCAGUCAGCCGCUGUAAACACAAAGCCGAAAUGAGAUGAGUAUGCGCGUGGCCGGGUGGUACUGGAUAGUGAUUUUCACUUCGUGUGCCGCCAGGACCUCAAGCGAUUGGCUGGACUGCGCACACAUUGACACAUGCCACUGCAAAUGGUCUUCCGGCAAGAAAACAGCCACCUGCGCCUCCGGUGACCUCCGCCGUCCACCGUCACUCUCCCCAGACAUACAAGUCCUCGAUUUGCACGACAACCCGCUCAGAAACUUACCUCAGCAGAUCUUCGCAAACAUCGGACUCCUCAAUUUACAAAAGUUAAAUCUACGGGCGACUAAAUUGAGAUCGAUACACGCUGACGCAUUUCUAGAAUUAAGGAUUUUAAUAGAGGUGGAUUUGGGAGACAACGACCUCUCAAAUCUGCCGAGAGACCUUUUCAGAGGCAACGAAAGACUGCGAUUAGUUGUACUAAGUAACAACCCUCUAACCACGCUUGUGGCUGACCAGUUCCCACCGCUACCACACUUACGAAUACUAUUAUUAGAUGGUUGUAGACUAAGAUCUAUGCAUACCAAUUCAUUACGCAAUCUGAAAUCAUUAGAGACGAUUGAUUUACGUAGAAAUCAGUUAACAUUCCUGCGUUUGAUUACAUUUUCUUUGCCGUCUUUGAAGACGGUGUCAUUAUCUGGAAACCCUUGGAGAUGCGACUGUCGUCUCAGGGAAUUCAAAGAAUGGUUCUUAGAUAGUAAAUUGGGAACAGAAGAAUUAUUGUGCGUAGAGCCUUCUACUCAAGCCGGUAAUAAGUGGAGAAACGUCCCUAGUGAAAGCAUGGCUUGCUCUCCUGAAGUGCGUUCUAGCACAUUAGUAGUUAGGGCAGAAGUCGGCUUAGCUACUUCUUUUGGAUGUUGGGUGCAUGGAGUUCCAAAGCCAACAGUAACAUGGUUAUUCGAUGGAGUAAAUGUUCAUAACAAUACAGUAGAUAUUGAUAUGGAAGAAACAGAAACUACCUUGGAUGAUGAUAGUUCAGAAGAUAGAGUACCUGGAAGUGUAAGAUGGGUGAAUAUAACUCUUCAUAAUGUCACAUCAAAUGCUGCUGGUGAAUGGACCUGUGUGGCUAAAAGCCCUGCAGGAGAAUCCAGAGCGAUAAUAAGUUUAGUGUUACCAAGAUCGCAAACAGCUACAGCUCGUACUGCGCCUGGUAUUCCCCAACUUUUAGGAGUUGUCUUCGGCGCGUUGGGUGUAUUAGCUAGUCUGGGGUUUAUAGCUGCAGUGGCCUGUUGGCAUUUGAGAAAACGUUCAGUACCACCAAGCAGGAGUUUUACUGACCAAGAAAAGAGACUAAUCGAUGCAUCGGUAGUUGUUAGUUGUGAUCGAUCUAUUGGAGAUAUGGCAUCACCGUGUGAUUUCGAAUUAACUGAUCGAUCAAUGGACGAUAAUCAACCAAGAGGGUGUGGUUUUGAGCCUGUACAUAUAACUAUAGAAGGUACGCCUGGCGCAUUUCCUCCUCCACCAGCAGAGUUCGCAGUGCCCGUUCCUUAUGGGAAUAUAUUCAUAUCGGUACAAGUAGCAGGUAGAGGAGAACCGGGGAAGUAUCCUGAUCUGUUAAGCGGUGGAGCAACGUUACCAAGAAGAAGUAGAACGUGCUGUACAGCACCAGCAUAUGAUAAUAUGGGUCCGAGAGUUACUGCGACUGGGAGUUCAACAUGGUCACUUCCUGGAGCAAAUUCGGAUAACCCUGAACAGUCAGAAACCCCAGUUUUAAACUUACCACCUCCCCCACCAGAGUUCGUCUCCCUUUAGCCUAGGCCACUGGUACUGGAUGCCUCAGCUCUGAGGUGACCUGGUACCUAGUGAUUUAGAGUCGAGUCAAUUAGACUUUCCCCAAUUUUAUUACAAUUAUGACAAUUUCGAAGUGAUUAUUAAUUUAAAUGUAAAUAGUUUAAAUGGAUAAGAAAAGUGCGGACGAUGUGUGACAUCCUGUG
Amyelois transitella is the source of this 2103-nucleotide messenger RNA. RefSeq names its product leucine-rich repeat-containing protein 24. The record is from RefSeq and is a predicted model, not a curated record. Lineage: Eukaryota; Metazoa; Arthropoda; Insecta; Lepidoptera; Pyralidae. The transcript is spliced from 2 exons. Bases 170 to 1921 code for a protein of 583 amino acids. Gene Ontology annotation, molecular function: protein binding.